Messenger RNA from Bicyclus anynana (squinting bush brown), 9670 nucleotides. It is a transcript of the gene chp, whose product is annotated as chaoptin. The transcript has 28 exons. Bases 457 to 4527 code for a protein of 1356 amino acids. The record is from RefSeq and is a predicted model, not a curated record. Lineage: Eukaryota; Metazoa; Arthropoda; Insecta; Lepidoptera; Nymphalidae. Gene Ontology annotation, cellular component: extracellular matrix. Gene Ontology annotation, molecular function: protein binding.
ACCAUGCACGCCGCACUACACUGCCCCGCAUGUGCCGACUGCGCUGACAUUUACGUAGUGAACCUCGUGCCGCCGACGACGCACGUCUAUACCUUAAAUACUACGCCGAAUUCCGAAAAUUAUUUAUUUUAUUUCGUGUUACAGUUAAGUUAAGGUGCAUUUUUAUUAACGAGAUUUCAGUUCAGCAGUGAUUUGUUUCGUAUUUUUUUUUUCAAAUAGUUUUAAGAGAUUUUUUUUAAUGAAAAUUGUUGGAAGUGGAUGCUUGACUUUUCCCGGGAUUGCUAUAGCAACGUAUGACGUCAAGUUCAUGGGCGGUUGGUGCAUUUUCGUUCGAUAAUCACCCUUCGAGCUGCUUUGUUCCCGUUUCUAUUUUGUUUACUUUUCGGAUAAAAAGGGCCUGACCGAGCGGCGAGCGCGCCGAAUGCUGUUUUAUGGGGAAGUGCACUCACAGCAGUCAUGAGUCUGAUGGCGAUUGUCAAGUUGGGAUACACCAUAGUGGUGGUGUCAUUCCUGUUGAUGAUAUGGGCAUCUUUAGCAAGAGCGUUAGAAUUACACGUAGACACCGGUCACCCACCGUGUCUCUUCCAAGCUCUCUGUACCUGUUCGAAGCCAGCUGGUGACCUCGGCAUCGUGACCUGCAACUAUGUCCCCAUACGAAGAGUACCCGCAGCAGUUAACAGUUCCAAGGUCUUCACGCUGCAACUCACUGGGAACCAGAUCAGAGAUCUGGAACCGCAGUUCUUUCAAACUACUGGUCUGUACCGGCUAGCAAUAAACCAGAAUCCACUGGAGAGUAUCCACGAGGAAGCAUUUUACGGGCUCGACAACACGCUAUGGGAAUUAGAACUGAAAGAAGACAGACUGAUGGCUGUGCCGAGUCGUGCCUUGCGAUACCUACAGAAGUUACGGCUGCUUGAUUUGACAGGAAACGAAAUAACAGAUAUAACAGGAGACAACUGGCUAGGAUUGGAAAACACAUUACAGACGCUGAUUCUAGCUGAUAACUCCAUAGCCAGUUUACCUCUGGACGCGUUCUCUGGACUGCCGAUGCUUGAAACAUUGGAUUUACACGGGAACCAUUUAUCUGUGAUCGAUAGUGGGGUUUUUAGAGAUGGCAUGAGCAGACUUAGCAAGCUUCUCCUUGGAGACAAUCAGCUCACGUUGAUCCCUUACGAGGAGCUGUCCCCGCUGCGACAGUUACGUGUUUUGGAUCUUUCCAAUAACCUUAUCAAGCAGAUACCUCCAGCACACGAUUUGAAUGGUGUCAAACUAUCAUUGGAUGUUUUGAAAUUGGAUGAAAACAAUAUCAGGAUUAUACUACCGGGUUCAUUCAAACACUUUAACGUAUUGAACACCACAACUCUGGAUGGUAACCCAAUAAACUCAAUACGAGAAGAUGCAUUUCGCAAUGCAAAGAUCAAAUCGUUAUCGCUCCGUGACUGCGGCAUCUCGGAUCUAUCUCCAGCAUCUUUCGCUGGUCUCGAGAACAGCCUUCAAAGCCUAGACCUGUCGGAGAAUAACUUGACAAUGAUCUCCAAAUUCAUGCUGAACAAAUUGGAUUCGUUGCGAUUCUUGAACCUGAGAGAAAAUAAGGUGGAUACCAAUUUACUUGCAACGAACAACCCGCCCGACCAAUUUCAAUCACCAGCAGUUAAUAACUUUCAGUAUAAACUGUUCUUUUUGGACAUCAGUGGUUCGUCUUCUUUGGAAAUGAGCUUACAAGAUGUACGAAGAAACGAGUCUGACAUUGAAUUUUGCCGCUAUCAAAGCAAGAUGAGAUCACUUCGAUAUUUAGCAGUUAGUAAAUUAAUAAGACGAAGUAUAACUGCAGAAGACUUUCUUGAAUUCGGUGUAGAAUUAGAAGAUUUGAAAAUAAUAGGAAGCACAAUAAAUAGAAUUGAAGCAAGUGCAUUUCAACACGUUCGUUCUAUCAAAACAUUAGAUCUCUCAGAAAACAAUAUUGAGUAUAUUGAUCCAUACGCUUUUGCUGAGUUACACAGCUUGACAAGCUUAAAACUAGCGAACGGUUUAGCUGACUCGGUAAAAAUAUUACCAUUUGAGCCUCUAAAAGCUCUUAUUGAGUUACAAAAUCUAGAUAUGAGUAAUAACAAAUUAAAAAAUGUACCUGAUACAUCAUUCCACUUUUUGUAUAAACUAAGAACUCUUAAUUUGCAAGAUAACUUCAUAGAACAUUUUUCAAAGGGAACAUUACAGACUGAUAUUCAUCGGGAGCUUGAAAGUGUGUGCCUAUCACUAAAUCAAAUGCAAAGGAUUGACCAGCAUACUUUCGUAAACUUAAAAGAGUUACAAGAAAUUUUAAUAGAGGACAAUUUAAUAGAAAUAGUUCACAGAAGAGCAUUUACAAGUUUAGAUAACUUGAAAGUCAUUAGGCUGACAGGAAACAUUAUAACUGAAAUAAGUGAAGAAGCAUUUCAAAAUUUGCCAGCGUUGAAAGAGUUGGACAUAUCAUUCAAUCAGUUAGAGACAUUUAAGUUCUCAAUAUUUGACCAAGUGGGAUCCGCUACGGCGUUAAAAGUGAACGUUUCGUACAACAGAAUAAUUUCACUAACAGAUUCGAAUGCUCCUAGCUUCUAUUCAUCAAACUUCUAUCCCCCACCAAAAGCGCAGAGACUUGUAUCUGAUGAUCCCAGUCCUCUACGUAUAGAAAGAGGUCUUGGUACUGUGUCAGUUAAUAUUAGAGUAAUGGACUUAUCACAUAACAACAUUUCUUAUAUUGCACCUUAUUACUUCAGACAUGCAGAUUUAACCUUGUCAGAACUCUACUUAUCCCACAAUCUUAUUAGAAACAUAACAAGGGAAGUUUUCGGUUCUAUGCUUAUGUUGCAGUACUUGGAUUUGUCACAUAAUCAAAUAUUCCAUAUGGAGUAUGAUUGUUUCAAAAAAGUCAGGAAUUUGCAGAUAAUAGAUUUAUCACAUAAUCAUUUAAUUGAAAUGCCCGUAGAAGUAUUCCACGACAUGCAUGGGCUGACUUCGGUUGAUCUAUCUGAUAAUAAUAUAAAAAAUAUUGUUGAUAAUCUAAUUAUUUCUCCAGCAUUAGAAAGGUUAGAUCUUUCUGACAACGACCUGUCAAGAAUACCAACAAAUUGUCUGUCGCCUGCUGCAGCCAUUAAUUUGGUUGAACUCGACCUCAGCGGAAACAACAUACCAGCCGUGGCUAUAGUAGAUCUGGUCCAGAGAUUCAGAUACGAACCGGGCGACUACUGGCCGGAGGAGCCCGACUACAGCGACGAAUACAUGUACCACACCGCUAGGCGAGAUCACACCAGAGUGUUCCAUCAAAAAAAGCAAUACCCGCAGAAUAUUUUAUUUAAGUCUCUAGCCUGGUUGGACCUUUCUGACAACCAUUUGGUGCGAGUCGAGAGUGGUUCAUUUGCGGCAUUGCCUAGACUCCGUUGGCUAGAUCUAAGCAAGAAUACGCCUUUCGUCAACGGUGAACGCGGUGGAAGCAUUUUCAAGGGAUUGGAAAGAAGAUUAUCACAUUUGGGCCUUAGAAAUGUCAGCUUGAUCAAUAUUCCAUCAAUGCCGUUACCGAAAUUAAAGAGUUUGGAUUUAUCGUUCAACAAUCUACCAUCGGUGCCAACAGACAUUACAGCUAAUCUGACUCGUCUACGAACCUUAGACCUUUCAUACAAUGAUUUGACAACAGUGCCCGUAGCUACUCACUCUUUAAGUGAUCUGCGCUGGCUGUCUUUGUCUGGUAAUCCUAUACCAGCUCUGAUGAAUACAAGUAUGUAUGGAGUAUCGCCACGUUUGGAGUAUCUUGAUGUUACACAUUUACGUUUGAAUAUUCUUGAGCACGGCGUUUUCAGUAAAAUGUAUGGACUGAGGACUUUAAAAAUUUCCGUUAAUGGAAAUAUCAGAGAUUUUAACAUUCCUCGAAUUCUAAGACAUAAUUAUGCUUUGGAAAAUCUUUACAUACAAAUAGAUAAUAACCAAAUAGAUCUGGGUAAAGAAAUGACUGGUCAAUUGCCUUCGAAACUGAAUAACAUUACCAUAACUGGGAGAGCCUUGAAGUUCUUGUCACAGAAUGUUCUAAGCGGUGUUAUGUCUCAAACCAUGACGCUAACCAUCUACAAUACAAGCAUCGAAGAAAUUGAAGGUGAAGUAUUCUGGAAACCAGGUCGCAUUGAGAACCUAACUCUGGACUUGAGAGAUAAUUUCAUCACAAGAGCGCCUAACCCCGCUAAAAACGAAUGGCCCGGCGUUCCCAAUUCAUUGUUCCUUCGAGACAUUUUCGUUGCAGGAAAUCCUUUGAACUGCGAUUGUCGUAUUGGAUGGAUUCAAGCAUGGGAUCGUAAGCGAAGGCAAUAUUUGUGUGAAAGUCCAUCAGAAUGUGUAGCGACUAGAGACGACGUCCGAUUCGCAAAAUGUCCUUCCCACUACAAUAGGACUUUUAGUGAUGUAAUUGCAAAAGAUUUGGAUUGCAGUUGGAGUAAAGGAUUUUGGAGAUCUCCUAACUUCUUCAUUGUCAUAGGCAUGGCAGUUUUGACGUGCCUCUAUAUUUGAGGGUUAUUUUGGCUCCUAAGAAUCUCUGAAGAAUUUCACAUAGUUUUGGCAAAGGUGUACGGAACUAAUUAGAUUCUAAUGAGUAACAGAAGCUAAACUAAAAUAUAUGUGUAACUAAACUUCAACAAAAAAUAUUUAUGGAUUGACAGCGUACCUAGUGAAUUUUGGACAUAAUGGGUACUACAAUAACGUUCAAGAGCUAUGUACGCUAACAAUGAGAAGUGACGUCAAGCUUAAGUAAAAAUCAGCUUGAAGACGUUAUUAAAAAUGAUUGAUGAAACAUGAGUGAGACGAUGGAGUGAUAUCUCAUCAACUCAUUAUACUGUACCUGUCAAGUGGCCUACUCGAUUGUUUCGAGACUAUACUGAAUAGCCAAAUCCUAAUUAUUGUAGUGAUUUUGGAGGUAUUUGUUGUAAGGGUCGACGGUGAAUUACGGAAGAUGUUCGUGAAUUUUGCUAAUAAAAUGAGGACUUGAUUAUAAAGAAUCACGUGGAAGCCUAUUAAUUAAUUGUGAUUUAUCAAUAUUCUGAAAGCGAUGUGUGAUCUCAAUGGAUUGUUUAUACAAAGUUACCGUUUUAAUAAUAAUUGGAUUUAUUUGUGUUUGUACCUUAAAGUUUUCCCACUGGAGUAGGAAUAAUUUUAUAGAUUUAACUAUUACUUUACUAAUUUAUAUUAAAAAGCAUAUAUUAUUGUAUUUGACGUAUUACAUUUUAGUGACAAUGUGUAAUAUUUUCGUAUUGUAAGUGAAAUUAAAAAUUAAGCAUUGUGAGUGAAGUGCACUUAAUGUGAUCCUACAGUUGCAAUUUGAACUUACAAGUUCAUCAUAAGCAAUGAAUUUCAGUAAAUUGUCUAAAUAGACUGCAUUCACUCGAAUGACAUGUGUUCGUCCAUUGUUAAGAUUAAGUUAUUAUUUAUAUUGUGUUUGUGUAUUAGGGUAAUCGUCACUCAUUAUUUCACUUAUCGAUUUAAGAAUGUGUGUAAUAUAUGACAUAAUGUGCGCAUAAGAUAAGAGAAAACGCUAGUUAAAAGAUGAAAGUGUCACAAGGAACAACAACAUUCCUUUCGAUAAUUUACCAAGAGUUAACUUGAAACUGACAACAAAAAUCCCUUUUAAAAAAGUUAUUUAUUUUACACGAUUUUCCGCAAAGACAUUUUCUAUUCAACAGAUGAAAGUUUGUAACAAGGUCCUUGCAAACAAUAUAGCAAAAUUUACAUUUUUGGGUUCGUUUGUUUAUUCAUUUUUUUAUUAUAUUUGUUUUAGCAACGUCUCAAUAGCCUGCGCUUCUGUAGAUAUUGUUUCUAUGAAUAAUCUUAAACUUUGUUUGAAUUUUGCUUUAACUCUGUCUUUGCAAACAGGUCACUGUGGAACAGUUGUUAGAUUGGUUUCAUCAGAUUAAUAUACCAAAAAACUGUCCAAAAAACUUUCAGCUGUUGUAUAGCAACCCAAAAUUGCCUAAGUCGUCUUCAAACAUUACUUCUUAUAAUUUAGUAGCUAAUUUGUAUUAAAAAUAAUAGCUACGUAUUUCAAAAAGAACUCCUUUUGUCUCAUCGUCGAAUAUAUUUCAUAGUAUAUAUACAAAAAGCUUUACCUAUACACUAUUAACAUAUUGUACUUUUACGCAGAGUCUAUCAUAAAUAAAAUUGCUUUCUAUGUGUACGCUCAUUUUAAUUGUUUCUACUUCAAAGUCUAUCCGGUUAUCUCUUUUAAAAUUUAUUAUCUAGACAUGUUUCUACUUCAGUAGCUAUAAAUAUAACGAUUAUAUACAAAUCAUGCUGUAAUAUAUGUCAUUAAUUAGAAUUGUACUGACUGAAUUUGAUAACUACAGUAUAUAAUACUACUAUUUAGUGCUUAGUUACAUGGUGUUCGAUCUUCGACAUCAAAUUUUAGUAUCUAAUAAUUAAAACUUUAUUAUGGUUUUCUCUUCGUUUGACUUUUAAAAUUUACACUUUAAACGGGCAAACAUUUUAAUAUUCUUAGUACACAUUAUUAGGUUUUUCAUUAAAUUUUUAUCUAUAGCCAAUUGCAUGUUAGUCAGUAGCUUGAUUAAACUCUAUUAAUAUAUUGAGUGAAUAAAUGGAAUACCUCUUUUCCAGUGGUCCAUAAUGAAUGGUGUCAGGCCUACAUGUUGAAUUUUGUUUUCAAUACCAUUAUAAAGCAUAAUUCAUUAAAUAUCAUUUAGUAUUUUAGUAUCUAAGUUUAGAUUUAUAUUAGUGUUUUUUAUGUAAUCACGUUUCUUUUUGCUUCAAUUAUUGAAUAAUAGUCCUAAAAGUUUCUCUACACAGCAGGAGAGAUAGAACAAAACGGCGACGGCAAGGUUAUUUCGAAUUGUAAUUGACCUUAAAGUAAAUCUUCCUUUAGGACUAUUGUUCGAUUAGUCACAGUAGCAGCGGAGCUAGUCUCUCCACUUAUAAGUUUUCUAAACGCGUUGAUUAAGAUUUUGGAUUCCGAGAAGCAACUGAGCAAUUAUUUCUAUGGGAUUCAGCUUAAAUAUUUAAUCUAACUCACUACAAUGCGUUUUUAAAUUUGUGCAACGUACAUCAAGACUCAGUAUAUCCACACCUCUCCGCUGCCGUGUUAAUAUCAAAUGAAGCAGUAAUAGCAUUAUGUACUCCUUGGAUUGCUAAAUAUACUUAGUUUUAUUAUAUUGCUGAUUGUGGUAAUGAAAACAAAAGGUUAUCGUUUGUUGUGACAAUGAAUAUAUUUUGUGAUAUAAUCUUUAAUCCUUCUAUUUUUGAUAAGCCUACAAUGAAUAUUGCUAAUCUUUACGGGAAUUGUAUAGCAGGAGAUAAAAUGGUUACUAAAAUAUAGCGGAUACAGCUUGUAAGAGUGUAGAUUCCUGAAUAGCAUGUCAAUUUUGUUGGAAUUGCCGAUUUGCUAAAUAAACUAGAUACCUUAUUGAAUUAUUCAAACUUAAUAAUGUAUCACUGUAAUGUUUUAUAUUGUAUCUGCAUUCUUCACACACUGUGUACCUAAUGUUAAACCGAUUUCCAUUUGUUUAGUGAAAACCCCGUCUUAUCACAACGUCUUUCAAUUAUGAGUUUCAACUCUAACAUUAUUUGUCUCAUUGACAAACCUUAAGUCUGUACUUAAGGUAACUCUUAUUUUAAGUGUUACUUUUAUUAGUUUAUUUAUUAGUCCGUUGUACUUAUUUUAUAUUUCAGGAAAUUAACAUUUAAUAAAUUGCUACCCUCCAGGUUUGCCGCCAUUUAAUAAUUUCUACUAAAUAUAAUUGUUUACUUUAUCCAAGUUUAAAUUUACAAGCAAACUCGGCAAUUUCAGAUAUUGUUAGUUAGUAACUCGUUCAAACACGUACCAAAAAAAAUUGUUUCUUAUCUAGUAUAGAUGUGUCAUCAAAUUAUCUUAUUCGUUCGAAUUUAAGCUUUAUAAUUAAAUUAAAUAAAGUGUUUCAUAAUUUGCGUAUUUAGAUUAUUUUGCUAAACUCCGCGCUACUUUUCAUUUAUCAAUAGUUUAUAAGUAAAUAUAUUUUCGAGAUUCUAAUUUUAUUUUCAUACGCGAGAUCCGAAUGUGAUAGUAUUUAGCUAGUGCCAAUAAAUAGUUUAAAUUAAAUAAUAAAACUGUAAUUUUACAAAUAUUUAAAAAAUUACUACCUAUUUUAUUCUUAAUUAAAUACUCGGAAAGAGUAUUACUGUUUUCAAUAGGAACUUUAUCAAUAUUUAUACUAAAUUACACAGUUACUCUUAACUUUGUUGUUAGGGACUAUUCGACCUCGUAAUUUCUUCAUCAUGUACCAAAAUACUGCUAGAGACCAGUCAAGUCAAUAAUAUUGUCUUCGACGUCCCAAAGUCAUGUGAUUGUGCUUCUAUCCUCAUACGCUUGGCUAAUAUGUCUAGAAAACCAUUUUGAAGUCUGUAUUUGACUUGGCCUUAAUGUCUUGUAUUGUCUUAACUUUUAUUGAGACCAGUUAAGUCAGCUAAAAUAAAUAUCGUCUUCGACGUCCCAAAGUCAUAUGGUUUUGCUUCUAUCCUCAUACGCUUGGCUAAUAUGUCUUGAAAACCAUUUUGAAGUCUGUAUUUAACUAGACUUUAUUGUAUUGUCUUGGCUUUUAUCAAAACAAGUGUGGAGAGGUAUCUUCUUGACAAGUGAGAUGCUGGUUAAAGACAAAGCCAUCCAUAGUCUCGUUUUAACAUAACCGUAGAUAAACCAAAAUAAGAGAGAAUAUAAUAUGCAGUCAUUUGAAAUGGAACAUAAACGUAAAAACGUAAUGACUAGUUCCAUAAAGAAAAUUGGGAUGAAAUGUUGGUACAACGGAGAUAGAGGCACUAAUGAUGCUCGUUACUUUUCUUCUAACGAAAAAAUAAAUCUGCCAUUAAUUUUAUGUAUUCGAGCACAAACGACCACGUAAUUAGAAGGGAAGGACAUUCAUGCUAAUACGCAGAGAAAAAUAUAUCUAACAUCAAUAAUAUUAUUGAAGGAAUAAAUAAAAAAAAUAUCUUAGCUAUUGUUGAUUAGCCAAAAAAACAUUGCUUCAAACGCAAGACGCAAGAUUAUUUAAAAUUGAUAUUAUUAGUAUUUCAUCAUCAUCAUCAGCAAUAACCGAUGGUGUUAUACCUCUUGCAUGGACUUCCAAACACAACGGUCUCGAGCAGCCAGCAUCCAGCGGCUCUCUGCAACCUGCCCAACACUCCGGUGAGGUCGCUAUUCCAGCACCUUGGGACCCCAACGUCCAUCGGCUCAUUGAACUAUGUGCCCUGUCCAUUGCCAUUUCGGCUUCGCGACUUCUCAUUUCUGAUUAUUGUUUAUAUUUAUUUGAAAACCACAAUAAACAAAGGAAAGGAAGGAGUUAUACAAGAAUAAAAAUUUAGAAAAAGUCGAUCAUUUAUAUAAUUUUAUCUUUUAAAUAUUGUUUUAAAAAAUUAUACUCGAGUUCCUAUUGAAAAAAGCAAUAAUCGUAUCUAUUAUUAUUAUGAUUGUUUAUUAAUAAUGCCUGUGAAUGUUGUAAAUAAUGAAGCUACCGAUGGAUAUAAGUCUCGAUGUGUCGAUGGAUUUGUUGUAAAUGUACCUUGAAAAGGAUUAGGGCAAGGAUUGUAAUGUCUUCACUACUUAAAACAACUCUUUAAAUAGUGUGAAUUUAAAAAUAAUCAUUGAAUUAUUAGCAUAUAAAUAAAUUAUUGAGUUAAUAUA